This is a messenger RNA of Suillus paluster, 1695 nucleotides long. RefSeq lists its product as uncharacterized. NCBI's taxonomy places the organism in Eukaryota, Fungi, Basidiomycota, Agaricomycetes, Boletales, Suillaceae. The transcript is spliced from 6 exons. Bases 1 to 1695 code for a protein of 564 amino acids. The record is from RefSeq and is a predicted model, not a curated record.
AUGGCGCCUCCUCGAUGGACCACACCAGAAGAGCUUGAGUGGCUUCAAAACGAGCUACCUGAGUUUCUUAAGAUGCAGAAAGAGCAAAAAUUAACUUGUUUCUAUGAGCUCCUGUAUCCGAGGUGGUUUAGUCAAUUUCCAGAAUGCCUCAGAUAUUGGGGACCAACUGGGAAACCUCCGCGUGAAAAUGUUCAUCAGGAUGAUGACAGUGGUGACACUAACAGUGACGAGAUCAGCCCACUGCCACUUACACCAGAACAAGAAGCUGAGCUUGAAGGGGCAAAUGAAAUCCGAUGGAAAAAAUUGAGAGAAUGGUUCCGGAAUAACACAAAAAGCCAGCAUGCUCGUGGUGUUUGUGACCUGAAGGAAAUUGAGGUCUACUCAAAAUCACACUACAAAACGAAGAUUCAACCACUAGUAGAGGACAACGUCCAGGAGAAUCACCUCGAUUCCAAGAAGAGAAUCGCUGUUGUGCAGAAGUACACAAACAGUUGUUUUGCCGCUGAGCCAGAAGAUGUGAAGGCGGAGAUUUGUGAGGAGACCACACAGAUCAACACUGCCAGGAGAUUAGCAAGUGUUGUGUCUAAAACACAUACCAAAGAGGAAAUUUCCUGUGCCAUUCAAGAACUGCCCAUUGUCUUGGGACAGAUUUGUGAAGACCUGGCGGUGCUGACUGGUGGCUGGCAUUAUACCCUUGUCAUGGGGGGUCCUGACCCCAUGUGUGAAGGGGAUAUCAUGACUCUAAGUUUUCACCAUGGCAAAGGUCGAGACGGCCUCAGCUUCAAGGCUUCCAACCCUGACUUUCAUGAACAGUACCUAGCGCCAUUUGAAAAGCACUUGAGAAGUGUUUUUGGUCAAGUUUCCAAGUCAUCCAAGUCUUCAUCGAGUGCCAAUCUGUCUCCUCCAGCGACUUCUGACCUCGCACCACCAAACGCCCAGAACGACUCAGGCCCCGAAGUUCCUGGAAUGCACAUCUUCCCUCACGACUCUCUCAUGGACCCCAAUGUUCCAGUCUCUGAUGCUGAGAUUGAUGCAUUCAUCUCUUCCCUUCGUCCACUGACGGCUGAUGGCAUAAAUGGUCAAUGGUGGCCUAAUCAAAGCCAGGACAUGCAAAUGGCUGCUCCGCCACUCAUAAACCCUCCUUUGACUAUCACUGAAUCAUUUAAAGACUCACCCAUGCGGGCUGCUCCGCCAUUCACUCCGCCAUUCACAAGCCCUCCUCCGGCUAUUGCUGAAUCACUUAUCAAGCCACCCGUGCAGGGCCUGGACAGCUCGAUUGGUGUAUUCACCCCAGCUGCCACUGACUCAUAUUAUUUUCCACCUGUUUCCAGUGCACCUGCACGUCUUACAGACACCACUUCAAAGUUGAUUCCUACUGCACCGGACACUCUGCUUCCUGCAGCAAGUGUUCCACUAGUUUCUAGUGCUCUUGGCACUGCACCGGACACUCUGCUUCCUGCAGCAAGUGUUCCACUAGUUUCUAGUGCUCUUGGCACUGCACCGGACACUCUGCUUCCUGCAGCAAGUGUUCCACCAGUUUCUAGUGCUCCUGGAAGACGCUCAGCGCCCAUGACACAACCAUCAACAAGAGUGCAAGAUGCCAACAAGAUUGGUGAUAACACCAAAGCAGUCACUUCCAAACGCAAGUGCAAAGGCACGGCGGAAGCAACCACUGGGAAAAAGUCUAAAAAUUGA